Molecule: messenger RNA, 1469 nt
Organism: Tigriopus californicus
Lineage: Eukaryota; Metazoa; Arthropoda; Copepoda; Harpacticoida; Harpacticidae
Product: splicing factor, suppressor of white-apricot homolog
Exons: 3
Coding region: 231-1442 (403 amino acids)
Biological process (GO): mRNA 5'-splice site recognition; RNA processing
Molecular function (GO): RNA binding
Source: RefSeq, a predicted model, not a curated record
CGUCAUCAAACAGCUAUUGGUCGCAGGACCAAAAUGCUAUUUCAUGUGCGUGGUCUCGACAAGAGAGACCAGUGAUUACCGAUUACCCGUCUAUAUAGCCGUCGUGGUGGCGGGCAUUCGAAAUCAUUGAUAUGCGGCAUGGGUCCGCUAGAUCCCCGUCAUCAUUCAAACCUACGUUAAGAGUGACAGGCAGGCAGGCAGGAGCGGAUUAGAGGGACCGAUUGUCGGACAUGACCACUGAUGCCUCUUCGGGCGUCGAGACCGACCCGCUUUUGGUGUUCGGGUAUGGCUGCCAGAUCUUCCGGGAUGAUGUCCGAGCCCUGGCCAUGGAACGUGGGGAUCACCUGAUCCCUUGGAUGGGACACGCGGAGCUACCUAUCGAUCGAUACGACGGACGAGGCGCGUUAUCCGACCUCAAAAUCCACGAAGCCCGCAGCGGUCGCGAGGGAUUCGAUCCCUGGACGGGUUUGAGCCCGGAUCAGGUCCAAGAAGAGCGGCAAGCCGAAAGCCAACGAUAUCUGGCCUUGUUUGAGGACGAGUUGGCCGUGAACGGCGAUAAAGCCAGCGAGGCGGGGGGCGGGGCGGCCGUGCCCUUUGAUUAUGAUCAGGCUGUCCCGGCCCAACCGGCCGUCCAGAGCCGGGUUCAGCCCACUUUGCGGCAGUUAGCCAAUUGCAUUGAGAAGACUUCCGAGUUUAUCGUGAAGCAAGGCGCGCAAAUGGAAAUCUUGAUGCGGGCUAAAGAGGCCAACAAUCCGUUAUUCCAGUUCCUGAAUCCCGAGAACCCCUACCAUGCCAUCUAUAAGGAGGUGUUCACCAAAAAGAAGAACCGACCCAAGAAUUAUGUGGCUAAUCAAGUCUUGAUGGAACAAUCCAGUUUAGAGGUCGAGGAAUCCCUCAAGAUCCUGUUCAGUCGCCUCAAUUCGGCUCCGGGUCUGAAUCCUACUCCGACCUCCUCGUCCAGCUCGACCAACGCUUACUCGCAGUUAGUGGAUCGGAUCCGCGUCAACCAAGCCCCGCCCUCGCAGCCCGUCCCGCCCCAAGCCCAACCGCCGCCCGCCCAACCCGUGCCCAAAGUGGCCGUUCCGCCUCCGGUCUCGUCCGAGCACAUCGUGGAGGUGGUGCCCCCGCCCAUUUCGCUCCAACCUUUGAUCGAUCGAACCGCGUAUUACGUGACGAAAAACGGUUCGGAGGCGUUGAACGUGGUCAAGAAGCGCGAACCUGGGAAGUUCUCGUUCCUGAACCCCUCGGACAAAUAUCACCUGUUCUUUCAAUAUAAAGUGGCCUUGUACAAGGAGAUGGUGGCGGCGGGUUACAGUGGGCCCACUCAACGCGGCUCGGCUCUUCUCAAAAAUAACGGGUCUACUUCCUCGGGAGCCGGCUCCGAUCAGAGUUUUGAGCAAGUCACCUCCAAAUUUCCCUCGCUCAAGGGAUUCUUUCGAUGAUCAUAAUAAUAACAAUAAUAAGCCACA